Phyllostomus discolor (pale spear-nosed bat) is the source of this 3378-nucleotide messenger RNA. It is a transcript of the gene ALDH1A2, whose product is annotated as aldehyde dehydrogenase 1 family member A2. Gene Ontology annotation, molecular function: aldehyde dehydrogenase (NAD+) activity. The transcript has 13 exons. Lineage: Eukaryota; Metazoa; Chordata; Mammalia; Chiroptera; Phyllostomidae. The coding region runs from base 66 to 1622 and encodes 518 amino acids. The record is from RefSeq and is a predicted model, not a curated record.
CGCGCACAGCCCGCACAGCCCGCACAGCCCACGCCGCUGGGCCAGCGACACCCCGGCCCGCCACCAUGACUUCCAGCAAGAUCGAGAUGCCAGGUGAGGUGAAGGCCGACCCUGCCGCCCUCAUGGCUUCCCUGCACCUUUUGCCGUCGCCCACGCCCAACCUCGAAAUCAAGUACACCAAGAUUUUUAUUAACAAUGAGUGGCAGAACUCCGAGAGCGGGCGAGUGUUCCCUGUCUGUAAUCCAGCCACAGGAGAACAGGUGUGUGAAGUCCAAGAAGCAGACAAGGCAGAUAUAGACAAAGCAGUGCAGGCAGCCCGCCUGGCCUUCUCACUUGGUUCGGUGUGGAGAAGGAUGGAUGCUUCAGAAAGAGGACGCCUGCUGGAUAAGCUCGCAGACUUGGUGGAACGAGACAGGGCAGUUCUUGCAACCAUGGAAUCCCUCAACGGGGGCAAACCGUUCCUGCAAGCUUUUUAUGUGGAUUUGCAGGGGGUCAUCAAAACCCUUCGCUAUUACGCAGGCUGGGCUGAUAAAAUCCAUGGGAUGACCAUUCCUGUAGAUGGAGACUAUUUUACCUUUACAAGACAUGAACCCAUUGGAGUGUGUGGACAGAUCAUCCCAUGGAACUUCCCCCUGCUGAUGUUUGCCUGGAAAAUUGCUCCAGCUCUGUGCUGUGGCAAUACAGUAGUUAUUAAACCAGCAGAGCAAACACCACUCAGCGCACUCUACAUGGGAGCCCUCAUCAAGGAGGCUGGCUUUCCACCAGGAGUCAUCAAUAUUUUGCCAGGAUAUGGGCCAACGGCUGGGGCAGCAAUAGCUUCUCACAUUGGCAUAGACAAGAUUGCAUUCACAGGGUCUACUGAGGUUGGAAAGCUUAUCCAAGAAGCAGCUGGAAGAAGCAAUUUGAAGCGAGUAACUCUGGAACUCGGAGGGAAAAGUCCCAAUAUUAUUUUUGCAGAUGCCGAUUUGGACUAUGCUGUGGAGCAGGCUCACCAGGGUGUGUUCUUCAACCAAGGCCAGUGCUGCACUGCAGGGUCUCGCAUCUUUGUGGAGGAGUCCAUCUACGAGGAGUUCGUGAGAAGAAGCGUGGAGCGGGCCAAGAGACGCAUAGUGGGGAGUCCCUUUGACCCCACCACUGAGCAGGGACCCCAGAUUGAUAAGAAACAGUACAACAAGAUCCUGGAACUCAUCCAGAGUGGUGUGGCUGAGGGCGCCAAGCUGGAGUGUGGUGGCAAAGGGCUGGGCCGGAAAGGGUUUUUCAUCGAACCCACUGUGUUCUCCAACGUCACUGAUGACAUGCGCAUUGCCAAGGAGGAGAUCUUUGGCCCCGUUCAGGAAAUUCUGAGGUUUAAGACUAUGGAUGAAGUUAUCGAAAGAGCCAAUAACUCUGACUUUGGACUCGUGGCUGCCGUCUUUACCAAUGACAUCAACAAGGCCCUCACAGUGUCUUCUGCCAUGCAGGCUGGGACUGUUUGGAUCAAUUGUUACAAUGCCUUAAAUGCCCAGAGCCCUUUUGGGGGAUUCAAAAUGUCUGGAAAUGGAAGAGAAAUGGGAGAAUUCGGUUUGCGGGAGUACUCUGAAGUGAAGACUGUGACGGUGAAGAUCCCCCAGAAGAAUUCCUAAGGAGGCCAGAAGGAAGGAGAAGGCCUGCCUGCACGACCCUCCCUCUCUGCUUUCCCUGUGGGGCCCAGCUCUCAGGAAUCCAAAGUUGACACUCAGUCUUUAUUUAAAGAUUCAGAUGAUGACGUGUAGGCCAGGCCAGUCACUGCAUAGCUCAAGCAAACCAGCGGGCACGGUUUCUUGGCACUCUGUAAGGGAUCACCUUAUUGACACCAAAUAUUGGGAUGGAAGGAAGGGGUAAGGCACACCCAGUACUCUUUCUGCAGUGGCGCUGAGUCAGAGAGCUGUGCUGUCUGAUGCCUUUUGUCACAGAAAACUUUCUGGUGAGAAAGGUAGCCUUUCCAUUGUCUUCAUUUCCCCCUUCCAGGCUUUCCCUUCUCAUCCUCUGCUCCCCCAAGGAGACCUCGGCUGAGCUCAUUUGGGGCAGAUGUUUGGGCCGGGAACAAUUUUCCAAGGUUUUGCAGCCAAAUUACCGUUUCAUGUUAUCCAUUUCUUCAAAGCAAAACAUGAAAUGGUUUUAGUUAGAUGCAGGCCAGACUGAAAGUGCCAGAAGCUGGUACACUGCAGAUAUACUAGGAAGUAACUAAGAACUUAGGAUACUCCGGACCCAAUCUGGUUUUCUUACAUCCAUGAAUAAUAUGAGUGAAAGAUCAGGAAGAUGGAGCUGCAGAGAUCAUGUGUAGUUCACAGCUUCCGAGUUUGCGGCGUGUUCGGAGGUGUGCGCAUGCGCGGGCGUUUAAUUCCUGCCUGGCUGUUGCAGAAUAAGUCAGGGGGGUGGGUUGUUUUUACAGAUUAAUGAGGUCUUUUCCAAAGCUUAUCUUUAAAAUCAACCAAAAAAACAAUCUGAGUAAGCUUGAGAAUUUGGAAGAAGGUAAUGCUGUGUGCCUUGCAGAAAUAACUUUGUUUCCAAUACUCUUUGACAAUUUUUAACUAAGUGAUCUCUGCAGUUGGAUCUACAGCUUCAUCCCCACCCGUCCCUGCUGCACCAACAUCUGCUACUCCCAGUGCUAUGGGUGUUUCUUUGGCCUAUCAUACUUUAAAAUGCCCUAAUUCCACUGGCAGUAAUCUUGGAAAAUCUGGCCAAGCUCGGAGGUUUUCAUUUACAUUUGCAUAGUUCCAGUGUGCCACAAUUGCCACGCCAUGCCAGAGCUGCUCUGCCACAUGCGGUGGCUUCCCGGCACACCCAUCUUGUCUCCGCCCUCCCGAGGGGAGGUGAGAAGCAGGCUGGCUCCCUUUCCUCCCAGCCACACACCCCUCUUCUUCCCAGUGAACCCGCCAGUGUGAUGUGAGCAGGGUCAGCUGUCUUUCCCUGCUCCCUCUAUCCAGCUGCUGAAUCCAAUCCGGUCUCUCACCAAAAUGAAGGUCAUUUAUUUAAAAGUGCCAAACCUAAGCUAGAGGGUAUGGAAGAUGGGCAACACGUAUGUAGCCUUCUGUAUUUAACUAUUUUCUGCUUUCUAACCACACCGGUUGUCUGUUUCUAACUUUCGUCUAUUCACGACGUUUUGAAGGAAUCUCCCCUCACUGUUACUUACAGACGACAGUGCGUCCAGUGGCCUGAUGCCUUGAGAGAUGCCACAUUUCUGAUGUUUUCCAUGUGAAUGUCAUGCUGUCCCCUUAUAGCGUGUGUCCAAGUGAACAUAUCCAUUAACCAGCUAGUUACCUUCAAACUGCAAUAUAGAAUGUGAAAAUGAAGAUUUAUUUCUUUUAAUUUACUUAAAAAGAAACCUCUGUGCUAGCAAUAAAGCAUUUAUAUUGUGUA